AUGGCGACUAAACCACUUACAACUGAAACAAUUGCUCUGACUGAGAAGAAGAUGGACCAUGACAUAGAUGACAUUAUUAAAAUGUCAAAAGUUGCUCCAAAGGGUAAGAAGCAGCAGCGAAGGGCUUCGAAUAAAGCCCAGAAUUUUGUAAAAGUUGCUGCUCAAGAUAAACCAGCAAAGCUGCGGCGCUUUAUGGACGCAAGAUCUUCCAUUAGACAGGGGGUUCUAGCUCAGAGAAGGUCAAAUUUCCAGGGGAACCAAUUUCCCAUUGCAGCUGAGGCUGCACGAAAGCUAGCAGUUGCUCCUCUUCGCAAUAGAGCUUUUAAUCGUAACCGGGUACCUAACUGGAAACCAAGGGUUGGUGUUCCAAUUCUUCAGAGAAGGGCUGGAAAUGUUGGCUACGGUACUAAGCUGCCACUUCCGCAACAGCAGCAGCAGCAGCUUCGGAAGCAAGAGAAUGCACUUCCUAAGCAGAGGCCUCAAACACUCGAUUUGCUCUUUGCAAACAUGAAGGAGCAAAGGAUGAGGGCCCAACCACGCCAGAACAAUGCCGUACCUCGCAACAUUAGGGGUGUCCAGCAGAGGCCCCCUUGGGGAAGAGGCGGACGAUUUGGCAACUGA
Prunus armeniaca (apricot) is the source of this 621-nucleotide messenger RNA. The record is from the annotation of a GenBank genome assembly. NCBI's taxonomy places the organism in Eukaryota, Viridiplantae, Streptophyta, Magnoliopsida, Rosales, Rosaceae.